Messenger RNA from Nymphaea colorata (pocket water lily), 4264 nucleotides. Its product is annotated as phytochrome B-like. Gene Ontology annotation, biological process: red, far-red light phototransduction; detection of visible light; protein-tetrapyrrole linkage. Bases 220 to 3624 code for a protein of 1134 amino acids. The transcript is spliced from 4 exons. The record is from RefSeq and is a predicted model, not a curated record. Lineage: Eukaryota; Viridiplantae; Streptophyta; Magnoliopsida; Nymphaeales; Nymphaeaceae. Gene Ontology annotation, molecular function: phosphorelay sensor kinase activity; protein homodimerization activity; photoreceptor activity.
GCCAUCGUCAUCCUUCUCACGCGACGCACAGCCGCUUCCUUGAACAGAGUCGGGCUGUCAGAGAAACCCUAAGAAGAAGAGGAAGGAGGUAGAAUUGGCAGAGAAUGAGAGAGGAGAGAGGAGAUGGAACGGAGAAGCACAGAUGCUGCAGAGAAGCAGAAUAAGAGAAGGGAUUGAGAAGGAAAAAGAAGAAGAGGAGGGAGGGGGAGGUGGGGGGAAAUGGCGUCGGGGAGCAAGGGGAGCCACCCGGACCAGCAAGCGAACAAGGCGAUUGCGCAGUACAAUCUGGACGCGAGGCUGCACGCAGUGUUCGAGCAGUCGGGGGAGUCCGGGAGGUCGUUCGAUUACUCGCAGUCGGUGAAGUCCACGGUGGAGUCCGUGCCAGAGCAGCAGAUCGUUGCCUAUCUGUCCAAGAUUCAGCGAGGGGGAAAGGUGCAGCCCUUCGGGUGUACGCUUGCCAUCGACGAGUCGAGCUUCCGGGUCGUCGCUUUCAGCGAGAACGCCGUAGAGAUGCUGGACCUAACGCCGCAGUCGGUCCCGACCUUGGGCCUCACCGCCGGCGAGUCCCUCCUGGGAGUGGGAACCGACGUCCGCAUGCUCUUCACCCCCUCGAGCGCGCUCCUCCUCGAGAAGGCCGCGAGCGCCCGGGAAAUCACGCUCCUCAACCCCGUGUGGGUGCACAGCCGGAGCUCCGGCAAGCCCUUCUACGCCAUCCUCCACAGGAUCGAUGUCGGAAUCGUAAUCGACCUCGAGCCCGCUCGCUCCGUCGACCCCGCCCUCUCAAUUGCCGGCGCCGUGCAGAGCCAGAAGCUCGCUGUCCGCUCUAUUUCUCGCCUUCAGUCCCUUCCCGGCGGCGACAUCGGCCUCCUCUGCGAUACUGUCGCUGAGAUCGUCCGAGAACUCACCGGCUACGACCGCGUAAUGGUGUACAAGUUUCACGAGGACGAGCACGGUGAAGUUGUGGCCGAGAGCAAGCGGGACGAUCUCGAGCCCUACUUGGGGCUGCACUACCCGGCCACCGACAUCCCCCAGGCGUCGCGCUUCCUCUUCAAGCAAAACAGGGUGAGGAUGAUUCACGAUUGCAAUGCCACGCCCGUCCGGGUGAUUCAGGAUCCUGCUCUCCUUCAGCCGCUGUGUCUCGUUGGUUCCACUCUCAGGGCUCCACAUGGCUGCCACGCUCAAUACAUGGCAAACAUGGGUUCGAUUGCUUCUCUGGCCAUGGCGGUCAUAAUCAGCAGCGGCAAUGAGGAUGAUCUGGGCCACGGUGGUGGUGUAGGUGCCGCCGGAGGUGGUGCUAGCACUUCAGGCAGGCAGCCCGUGACGAAGCUCUGGGGUUUGGUGGUGUGCCACCACUCAUCCCCAAGGUCGAUUCCGUUCCCUCUGCGCUAUGCCUGCGAGUUCCUAAUGCAGGCAUUUGGUCUUCAGCUCAAUAUGGAGCUCCACUUGGCCGCUCAGUUGAUGGAGAAGAAGAUUCUCAGGACGCAGACCCUUCUCUGCGACAUGCUUCUUCGCGACUCUCCGACGGGAAUUGUCACGCAGUCGCCGAGCAUCAUGGAUUUGGUUAAGUGUGAUGGAGCGGCUCUCUAUUUCCAGGGCAGUUGCUGGUUGCUUGGGGUGACUCCCACAGAGGCGCAGAUCAAGGAGAUCGCCGAGUGGUUACUUACCUGCCAUGGCGAUUCCACUGGGCUCAGCACUGAUAGUCUCGCGGAUGCGGGUUUCCCAGGUGCCGCUUCGCUUGGUGAUGCGGUCUGCGGUAUGGCCGCUGCGAACAUCUUCUCGAGAGACUUCUUGUUUUGGUUCCGGUCGCACACGGCGAAGGAAAUCAAGUGGGGAGGUGCGAAGCACGAUCCGGAGGACAAGGACGAUGGGCAGAGGAUGCACCCGCGAUCUUCGUUCAAGGCCUUCUUGGAGGUGGUUAAGAGCAAGAGCUUGCCGUGGGAAAACGCAGAGAUGGACGCCAUUCACUCGCUUCAGUUGAUCCUGCGAGACUCGUUCCGGGACGCUGCUGCUGCUGUGGCGCAGGAGGGUGGAUCAAAGAUGAUGAUUGAUGGACAGCUCGGGGAGCCGAUGCUACAGGGAAUGGACGAGCUUAGCUCCGUUGCUCGGGAGAUGGUUAGGUUGAUAGAGACGGCCACAGCUCCAAUUUUCGCUGUAGAUGCAUCGGGCCUUAUCAAUGGCUGGAACGCCAAAGUGGCAGAGUUGACAGGUUUGACGGUGGAGGAAGCCAUGGGACGGUCCUUGGUUCAUGAUCUUGUUCACAGCGAAUCAGCUGAAGUUGUGGAUAGGCUUCUUUCUCGUGCUUUAAAAGGUGAAGAAGACAAGAAUGUGGAGAUCAAGCUUAAGACUUUUGGCACACAGCAGCAGAAAAAGGCCAUAUAUGUGAUAGUAAAUGCCUGUUCAAGUAAGGAUUACACUGAUAAUAUAGUUGGUGUGUGCUUCGUUGGCCAAGACAUCACUGGUCAAAAGGUUGUGAUGGAUAAGUUUGUCCACAUCCAGGGUGACUAUAAAGCUAUUGUCCACAGUCCAAAUCCAUUAAUUCCACCAAUCUUUGCUUGUGACUUGAACACUUGCUGUUCAGAGUGGAAUACUGCAAUGGAAGUGCUAACUGGUUGGGAAAAAGAUGAUGUCAUUGGAAAACUACUCGUUGGGGAGGUUUUUGGCAGUUGCUGUCGGCUAAAGGGCCCAGAUGCAUUGACAAAGUUUAUGAUCAUCCUACAUGGUUCUAUUGGUGGUCAAGACGCAGAUAAGUUACCGUUUGCAUUUUUUGACAGGAAAGGGAAAUAUGUCCAGGCACUUUUGACAGCAAACAAGAGAAUUAGUAUGGAAGGCCAGAUAAUUGGAGCUUUUUGCUUUUUACAGAUCGCAAGCCCUGAGUUGCAGCAUGCACUUGAAGUCCAGAGGAAGCAAGAAAAAAAAUGUAUGGCUAGAAUGAAAGAAAUGGCAUAUAUCUACCAAGAAGUGAAAAACCCAUUAAGUGGAAUACGAUUUACCAAUGCUCUCUUGCAAAACACUAAUUUAACUGAGGAUCAGAGGCAGUUUGUUGAGACAAGUGCAGCAUGUGAGAGGCAGAUGAUGAACAUCUUAAGGGAUGUAGAGUUAGAAAGGGUGGAAGAUGGCUCCCUGGAACUUGAUGUUGCUGAAUUCCUGCUAGGCAGUGUUGUAAAUGCUGUCGUUAGUCAAGUGAUGAUUCUUCUGAGAGAAAAAAAUCUGCAGUUAAUUAGAGAGAUACCUGAGGAGAUCAAGUUAAUGACCUUAUAUGGUGAUCAACUAAGGUUUCAGCAAGUUCUGGCCGACUUCUUACUAAACAUAGUGCGAUAUACUCCAAGUUCAGAAGGUUGGGUUGAACUUCAGAUCAGGCCAAGUUUAACAACUGGUGGGACUGAGUUGGCACAUCUAGAAUUCAGGAUGGCGUGUCCAGGAGAGGGUCUUCCAGCAGAGCUUGUCCAAGACAUGUUUCACAAAAGUAGAUGGGUUACAAGGGAAGGGCUUGGGUUGAAAAUGUGCAGGAAGAUUCUCAAGUUGAUGGGUGGAGAAGUACAGUACAUCAGAGAGUCUGAAAGGUGUUACUUUCUUAUAGUCAUCGAACUUCCUAUAAGGAGAGGUACAAAGAACGUAAAAUUGUAGCGUCCAGACUGCUUUGACUAGAUUUGCUAAGGAAAAUCUUCAACAAGCCUUUCCAGCCUCUGUUUUACCAACUCUUGCAAAGAACAUGCGUUCCUAGGCUUGAACCAAUGCAAUUGUGCACCUUGCUGAUGGAAACUUAACCAGUAAAGUUAAAGAACAAACUGAACUGGAGAUGAACUCUUCAAACUUCAAAGUUCCCCACUGAUGAAAGGAUGUGGAGUCACUUAUUUUCUGUCUGAUGACGUGGUAACUUCGUUCUGCUCCCACUGCCCAGUUGCUGGCAUUGUUCCUCAAGGUCUCCCCUUCUUCUAUUGCUUGUGUCAUGGGAUUCAAAUAGUUGUCCCUUCCACGUGGAGACAUAAGAGGCUUCCUUUCCUUGUGAUCAAGAGGUGGCAUGAUUCCUCAGAGAGUGGUUAACACCACGGUUGAGCGUUCUUCUCUUAGACUGUUGUAUGAUUAAUUAGAACUGACUUCAAUUAUGGUAGCUAUCUUGUAUGUACCAUUGUCUAGUACUACUGCUUGUAAUAUAACUCUGCUUGCUGCCAUUUGUAUUUGGCCUGUAAAUCCACCAGUAUUGAGUUUCAAUGUAAGUACUAACUACUGUAUGCGUUAGAGGAGGGAACGUUGGUUAUUGGCCCGA